GGAGGGAGCAUCAAGUUCAAAAUUUCAACAACUAUAGCCAUCAACGUGGCAAUAGAAGUUAUUUGAUCACUUUUUGUUGUCAUGUUUGCUCAAUAAUUUAUAUCACCAUGUAAAUAUAAAUAUCUUUAUUCAUUAAAAAUAACUUCCUUCCAGAGAAACUUGUUUCUGUUUAAACCUUUGUCAACAAAUGUCAUCAGUAUAGCAACACCAAACAUAAACAGCAACCAAGAAACAUCAUGAACCAUUCCUGUUAUAUCAUCUUCAUCUCUUUAAUUCUUGAUUUAUUAGCUUUUACAAUUAUUUUACCGCUCAUGCCAUCAAUAUUGGAUUAUUAUGAAACUAAUGAUAAAAGUGGCCUUUACUUGCAACUUAAUGAUAUCGUUGAAACAUUCAGAGUAUAUUGUGGUGCUCCAAAUGAUUUAAAUAAAGUCCUACUCGCUGGCGCAUUAGGAUCUUGGUUCUCCUUUUUACAGUUCAUCUCUUCACCGUUCAUCGGGGCCUUUUCCGACGUCUAUGGACGCCGGGUUUCAAUGUUGUUAUGUUUGGUGGGAAUAGCUGUUUCUCAUUUUCUCUGGUCAAUGUCUCAAGGAUCGUUCCUUUACUUUGCCAUUGCUCGUACGCUAGGUGGCUUGUUUAAAGGAAAUGUCAGUCUAUCUACGGCAAUAAUUACUGACCUAUUGGCUCAAGCUGAUAGAGGUAAAGGAAUGGCGUUGAUUGGUGUUGCUUUCUCAGUUGGUUUUAUUUUUGGUCCUCUUCUUGGUGCCUUCUUUUCCUACUAUUCAAAAACUGUUCUUUCAUCGAGCCAACAAUUUUUCGCCUUACCCGCCAUUUUUUCUACCGUUUUGGCUGUUAUUAAUAUUGUUUUUAUUUACUUAUACUUCAAAGAGUCACUUCCAAAAGCCAAUCGGGCCAAGUCAACCAUCAAAGGUUUCAUGCAAGCUUUUGGAUAUGUUAACCCGAUUUCUUUGUUCCGCUUUUCAAAUGUUCAAAAGAUUGGCAAAGAAGACUUAAAAGUUAUCUGUGAUUUAGGAUUCAUCUAUUUUCUUUACUUAUUCUUCUACUCUGGCCUCGAAUAUACUCUUACUUUCUUAACUCACCAUAGAUUUGGAUACACGAGAAUGCAACAAGCAAAAGUAUACUUAUUCAGUGGUAUAUUAAUGGCUCUACUUCAAGGAACUUAUGUCCGGCGUAUAAAACCCACCAAAGAGCUCAAGACAAUCAAAAUAGGCUUAAUCGUAAUUGUGUUGGCAUUCUUGACAAUUGGACUAUCUCAAACCAUUCCUCAACUUUAUUCAGGACUAGCUUUCUAUUCAUUUUCAUCUGCCGCUGUUGUGCCUUGUCUAACAACUCUUGCUUCAUCAACUGGACCAUCAGACCAAAAAGGGACUGUCCUUGGUACAUUCCGAUCUCUAGGUUCAUUAGCUCGAGCCUUAGGUCCAAUUGUGUCUUCGUUAACAUAUUGGAGAUUUGGACCUGAGAUAUGUUAUGCAAUUGGAGCACUAUUCUUUGUUUUCCCGUUUAUAUUAUCAAGAUCGUUAUCUAAUCGACUGAACCCCGCUAAAAUACACCCAUGAGGUCAAGCAAUGGGUAAAUUUUACCAACGAGAUUGUUUUGGAUCAGAAAUGAAAAUGACUCAAAGACUGAUUUUAAUUCCAACGCUCAAAGAUCUCUGCAAUAAUUAAUUGUGACUUAAUACUUUAUUACACUUGUUGAUUAUGUUUAUUCUAAUAUUCUAUUGAGUAAAUUUUAUAUAUCGAUUUAAAAUUGAUUUUUACAUUCCCUA
Tetranychus urticae (two-spotted spider mite) is the source of this 1783-nucleotide messenger RNA. It is a transcript of the gene rtet, whose product is annotated as major facilitator superfamily domain-containing protein rtet. The record is from RefSeq and is a predicted model, not a curated record. Gene Ontology annotation, biological process: transmembrane transport. NCBI's taxonomy places the organism in Eukaryota, Metazoa, Arthropoda, Arachnida, Trombidiformes, Tetranychidae. Gene Ontology annotation, cellular component: brush border membrane. Gene Ontology annotation, molecular function: transmembrane transporter activity.